This is a messenger RNA of Petromyzon marinus (sea lamprey), 2047 nucleotides long. RefSeq names its product vacuolar ATPase assembly factor VMA22 (gene VMA22). The record is from RefSeq and is a predicted model, not a curated record. NCBI's taxonomy places the organism in Eukaryota, Metazoa, Chordata, Hyperoartia, Petromyzontiformes, Petromyzontidae. Gene Ontology annotation, biological process: vacuolar proton-transporting V-type ATPase complex assembly.
ACUGAUGAGGUCGCCGCGUUGCUAGGCGACGUUUGCCGCUACGCUGUUAAAAAUGUUAUUUAAGUGGUCAACGAUCGGACACGGUUCGGUGUCUGUCGAUGAUAGACGCGACGAGAGUAAAAUGUGUCUUAAGUUUUAACAAAAAAAUAUUGUCGUGCCUGACAUUGAUUUUUUUUUAGCAAAUAAGAACGCACAUCGCGCGCAGUGUGUGCUUAUGAGUUGUCACGGCUGCGUAAAGAAUAUAAAAUGUAAGCGUAUAACGUUGUUGUGAUGCAUCGUUUUUUAUAUUUAUCGGUAAUUAGUGCAGGCAGCGCGCCGAGGGCAGCCCCGCGCGACACGUGGGUGAGGAAGGACCCCGGGGAAGGAGCUGCGUCGGUUUCUCUGUUCCGGCAUCAGCUGUGACCGAAGCUCAUUCACAAGUGACCCAGCUCAUUCACAGGUCAUCCCAGGGAGUUUUUUUGUUGUUGUUUUUUACCAAGAGAAGAUGAAGGACAUGAAUAAGGAGGUGAAUGAGGUGCGGGAGGCACUGGACGAGGUGACACUGGCCACUUUUGAUGACCUGGAGAACCUGUACUCUACACGGGAACGGCUCCAUGACCUCAUCCAGCAGGGUUGGCUGUCUCUCUCCAAGUCUCGCUACUCCAUGGGCAGCCGAGCCGUCUCGACUCUGCAGUACCCGCAUCACAUCACGCCCCAAGCCCAUGUUCACACAAGUGAGACGGAAGGAGACGGAUUACAGUUCCUCACGGAGCUCACGAGGGCCCAGACGAUGGAGCCAAGUGAGCACCAGCAGCACAAAGUGGAGGAGCUUGGAGCAGCUGAGAGCCCUGAACUGCGUAGAAGGAAGGCACCGCCCAGCAACGGUGUCAAAGAGGAGCCAUCAAUUCGUGACAAAUGCCCCAGGGAAGACAAGCAGGCGGGUUCGGAGAGCAGCGACCCACUGCGCUGGUUCGGCAUCCUGGUGCCACAGAACCUGCGACAAGCCCAGGGGAGCUUCCGAGAAGCAGUGUUGCUGGCGGGCGAGGUGGCCACGCUGCAGGCACGUGUGGAGGAGCGGCGGGUGCGCCAUCGAGCCCUGCUGGAGAAGAAAACCGCCCUCCUGGCGAAUGACGGGGAAACACGGGGCGAGGAGAGAGGGGAACUGCUUGCUGAGCAGUAAUAGCUCGUCUGGGGGGGGGGGGGUGAGGGAGGGGUAGUGUCGUCACAGCGACGUAGCGACCAGCUUAGUCUAAUUUACUGAAGCCCUUUCGUUUAUGCCAGUUGGGUCCCUCCGACAUUGGCAGACACAGGGGGUGACAGCCUCCUUUAAAACCCUGAGGGUUAUGUUCCUGAAAAUCAUCUCGGUUACCGUAUUUACCAGAAAAAAUACAUUGUGGUUUUUAUUUAUAGUAGGCACGAUGUAAAAAUGUUGGGACCACUCCCCUCCCCUUGGGAAGUUCCUACUUCCACCUCUGAGAUAUCUUCAAUUGUUGAGUGAACUUGUUGUGUGACUUUUGUUUUGCUCGUAUUUAUCUGGGUUAUUCUAUCAGUUGCUGUUAUUAAUGUCCAUUGGUCGUUAUAAUUAAUGACACUCGUAAAAAAUCUGAUGACACCGAUGUCAUGUGAACUAAAAAAGCAUGAGCUCACCGUGUUGUAACUUUUAGGCAACGUUAAAAGUGGUUGCAUAAACAGUGGGUACAGAGAUGGUGAGUUAUUGUCACGAUGCUCAGCUCCGGCAGAUAGUAAGACGAAUUCUGGAACUUUAUUGCAUCUGAAAUCAAUUUGUGGCGUCGCUAAAUAAAAGUAACGUCUGAUUAUAGCCUGGAACACUUUCUCAAGUCACCCGUGCUCCAAGUCCAGGUUCAAGACCCUCCUUUUCCCCGCUCUGCCUAUGACUGCCUUUAUCAAAAAUCAAGUUUGCUCACGGUUUCUCCACAGUGUCUUUAGACACGGUCACAUUUAUACGCUAUUGUAAACAAAUUGUAUUGUAAAUGGUUAUUAUUGUGAACAAAGAGUCUUGUUUCCCAGGCUCCUGGAACUGGGCUUAAAUGAACAAAUCUUGAAAGAA